UUCGGAAAAGAAAACGAAUUUAUUCGGUCGCCGACAUACUCACUUUCAUAUAUAGAAACUGAAAUUCGAUCCCAAAAAACCCGAAACUGAAAACAGAUCAAGGAAGAAGAACAGGGUACCAGACAAAGCGGGCAGGAAGGGAGUUGAGGUUAUGGCAUUGCCGAAACAAGCUGGAACCAAGCGAAAACUGCAUGCUGAUGAUAACGGUGGGUCAGAAUCUGAAAGUGAUGUCUCAGAAAGCCUCUCUGACAUCGACGACGCCGAGAUUGCUCCAUACCUUAACAACAAGAAGGAGACAUUCUAUAAAAGCAUCAUCUGGGAAGCGAUGAACAGAGAUUCUGCUAAGGGAAAGAGCAGAAAACAAGCACGAAAACCCCAGAAAGCUGCUUCUCCAAACAAAGCAGUCAAAAUUUCUACUGAGAUGGAUGAUAGAAAGAGGCCAAGUUCAAAAAUCAACUAUGAGGCCUUGAGGAAAUUAAAUGAAGAGGAUGGUAACCAUGCACCUGACUUUGAAGAAGGCAGCCAUGGUGAUAUGCAGCACUCAAAUGACAAAUUCGACGGUGAAGCACAAAGUUUUAGAGGCAGUUAUGACGAUGAGUUGGAUAAUGAACAUGCAUAUAGUGAAGAUGCUGAAGGCAGACGAGGCUAUGAAGACGAAGAUACAUAUUUUCCAAAUGAUGGUUAUAAUGAAUAUGGCUGUGAGGAUGAGUAUUGUUUUGACGAUUUCUGACACUGUGUUUGUAAUGAUUCAAUGUUAUAUUUCUUUCAUGGUUGAGUUGCAUAAUGCAAUGACCUUAAAGCAAUUUUCUCCUGUGCUUUUGAUAAAUUGUUGAGAUGCAUCGGGAUUGUAUCAGUCUAAAGAGAAACUCAUUUGAGCAUUGUUUCUAUAUUGAAGCAUGAGAAAGAAAAAUGAGCACAAUUCUAUAGGGGAACAUUGUAUUAUUGAUUCGAAGCUGUUUAAUACAGAGCGAGGAGCAGUUUAAAUGAACAUUGCUUUCAGUUCAAUUUACAUACUGACUGAAUUAUGUAUUGGCUCCAAUUUCUAAG
Rosa chinensis is the source of this 1047-nucleotide messenger RNA. Its product is annotated as RNA polymerase II subunit 5-mediating protein homolog. NCBI's taxonomy places the organism in Eukaryota, Viridiplantae, Streptophyta, Magnoliopsida, Rosales, Rosaceae. The transcript has 6 exons. The coding region runs from base 152 to 730 and encodes 192 amino acids. The record is from RefSeq and is a predicted model, not a curated record.